This is a messenger RNA of Neospora caninum, 5946 nucleotides long. RefSeq lists its product as hypothetical. The transcript is spliced from 14 exons. Bases 1 to 5946 code for a protein of 1981 amino acids. The record is from RefSeq and is a predicted model, not a curated record. Lineage: Eukaryota; Apicomplexa; Conoidasida; Eucoccidiorida; Sarcocystidae.
AUGGACGAAACACAGAACUCCCCUGCCUCCGCCGCCGAGGCAGAACCGCCCUCUUCUGAGCCUUCUGCGUCUGCGGGACUCCCUGCGGGGGACGAGGGUGACAAGAUGGAGGUGGACCCAGAGCCCGCCGCGCAGGGACAGCCUGAGCAGCCGGCGCCGCAGCCCCUCGCGGCCGGCUCCAGUGCGCCAGGAGCCGCGUCGUCUCUGGAAGAAACUGCAGUCGAGCGCGAGGUUGAAGAAACUGCUGUCGAGCGCGAGGCUCUGCUGGCGCAAAACGCGCAGCUGCGGCGGCUCCUCGAGGAGCAUGCUGGAGAGUUGGAGCGCCUGAGAGAAGAGACGUCCCCUCGCAGGCCAGAGACUGGAUCCGGCGAGGAGAAGGCGUCGCCCGAAGACCCGGGAACCGCAGCCGCGAGUUCCAAGUCUCUCGAGGAGGAGCUUCUCGCUCUUCGGCAGAAGCUGCGCAGCGCAGAGGACCAGAUCCUCGAUUUGCAGAGUCGAAACGACAGGCUCGUCCUGGAGCAACAACACCUGGUCGAGAGCCUCACGCGCGAGAAAGUCGAGCGCCUCUCUGCAGAGCGUCAGAGCCUCGCAGCGGCUGCGAGCGCGUCUUCUGCCGAAGGUCGCCAGCGGCUCCAACAACAGAGACUCGAGGCGGCGGAGAGCGCUCAGACCCAGCUCAGGGGACAACUCGCGCUCGCGAGGCAGGAACAGCAACAACAGCUGGAGGAGGCAGCCGAGGCCGCGCGUGUCGCCGCGAAGACGAAGGCGACUCUCGAGGCGAAGCUGCAAGAAGCCCAGGAGGAAAAAGAGCUCCAGAGGAAGAAGGCGGAAGACCUCGAAAGUCUCCUUCGCCACCGCCAACGGGAGUCCGCACUCGAGCACGAGAAGGAGCGGCAGGAGCUGCUGGCCGCGCAGGAGGCCGUGGCGCUCAAGGAGGAGCUCCUCGUGCUCAAGACGCAGCACGUCGACAAACAAGAAAAAUGCUUGAAAGUCUUGCAAGAGAGCAAUGACCAGCUUCAACGCGACAACCACCGUCUUGCCACGCUUGUUGAGGAGAAAGACAAGGAGCUGGGGCAGCUCAAGGAGACAAUUGCGCGUCUCGAGCAGGCUGCGAAGGCGUCCGGAUCGACGGGUCAGACGGACCAGGACCGGACAGACGCGGCCUCGUUGCACGACACUGCGCUGCCUCUGCCUCCUCGCCUCUCCCGGGAAGAAGCGACGGGCGUGCUGAAGCAGCGUUUUGGAGACAUCCAAGACGGAGGCGCUCUCCAGACCCUCAUCAGCGACAAAAUGACUGAACUCGUCAUAGAACUCGACGCUAAAACAUUCGAGUGCCUCGCAGCGAAGUCACGCCUCCUGCAGCGAACAGAGGAGGCAGCGAACUGGAAGGCGGCAGCUCUGCAACUGGAGAACGGCCGGAAGGAGCACGAGGCGCGCGUGGCAGAGCUCGAGGAGAAGAACGAAGAACUUUCAGGGCGCAUGCAGCAGCUUCUGCUCCUUCACCGCCGCGAAGAAGACAUUUCGCAUGACUUGCGAGUCGAGCUCCGACAGAAAGACGACGAAGCCCAGCGCUACUUGCAGAGAAACGACGAACUGUUGCGACAGCUCGCCGUCGCGGCCUGGGAAGUUCAGCGGCUGUCUGGAGGCGACUCGCAUGCUGCCUCGCGAGAAGGGAAGGCGACCGCACCCUUCGGCAGUCUCUUUGGCCUGGCCUCGGCGUCGCUCCAGAAGGCGCUCGGAGUCCGUGCGAGUGGCCGAGAUCCCGCGACAGGCAAAGCGGCUUCAGAGGACGAAGCGGAUGUCGGUCUCUUGAGCUACAUGGAAGUUCUCGAACACAACAACGCGCUCAAGUUGAAGCUGCUUCAGCUGACGGAGACGGAGGCUGAGGCGAAGAGCCUGGAGGAGCGGGAGCGCGAGUCGCAGCUUGCUCAGCUUCAGGCCGAGCUGACGACUCUCCAGGGCGACCUGAAGACUGUGCAGACCGAGCGCAAGGAACUUGUCACUGCAGUCCAGCAGCAGUUGAAGCAGCGCGAGGAGAUGCAAGAAAAGAUAAAGGAGCUUGAGGCGCGUCUAGCCAUCGCUUCGCGCGCGCUCCCCGAGCCCAGCGGCUCGUGCGACGGGAAAGGCGGGCCGCAGCAGGCAGGUGCCUUCGCGGCCAGCGAGAGGACGCAGAAGGACGACCGAGAGACAGAUGGAGACGAUGGAGAGGCUUCUCAGGACAGACUCAGACUCUCGAAACUCGUCGAACAACUGCAAGAAGUCGCAGCCGUGCUGGCCGUGGAACAGCAACAGGGGCGCCUGCAGCGGGAAGAGUUGCAGCAGGCUCGGCAGCAGCUGGCGACGCAGGAGGCGACUGCGACGUUCUUCAAGCAGGAGUGCACGCGCCUGCAGGGGAGCGUUGAGCAGGUUCAGCUCCUCCAGCAGCAGACGGCGGCUCGCGUAGCGGCUGCAGAGGAGAAGAGCCGCGCGCUGGAAGUGUCGCGGGAGGAGUUGCGCGGGGAACUUCUUGCGGAGCGCGGUGAGAAGAAGCGUCUGCAGGGCGAAGUCGACGAGGUCCGUCAAAAGUGGAGACUCGCGGAGCUCGGCGCGCAGGAGCUCCAGCAGCAGGUGGAGCGCGGAAUCGAGAAGGAGACAGAUACAAAGAGACAGCUCCAGGAGGAGCGCGCUGCGUUGCAGGUGCGCGUCGACUUCCAGCAGAAACAGAACCUCGCGCUCUGCGAGCAGCACCAGAAAGACCUCGAAGUGCUCCAAGAGCAACUCCGGCAGGCUGCGCAAGUGGCGCAGGAACGCGAAGAGAAAUGCAACGCGCUGCAGCAGCGCGUCGAGAACCGGACUGAGGAGGUCCACGCUCUCCAAAACAAACUCAGAUCGAUGGAGCAGCAGGCGGCAGACGUCCGAGGGCGCCUGGAGGAGCAGAAGAAGCUCGUCGCGUUUUUGCAGCGGCGGGCGUCGACUUCGGCGUUUGGCGCGGCGCGCCCCGAAGAGAAGGAAGGCGAAGGCGCUGGUGCGCAGCCAGGGCUGUCGCCUGAGCUCCGCGGGCCGUCCGCGGGCGGGUCGCCGGAGGAGUGCCUGAAGCUGCAGGGCCAACUGACGCAGCAGCAGGCGGAGAUGUGCAGACUGCGGGAAGAAAUCGAGAGUUGCCGCACGCUGAAGGAGCACUGGGAGGACGUUGCGAAGGAACAGCAAAAGGAACAGCGCCUGGCGGCAGAGAAACUCGCAGAGAGCCAGGAAGCGUGCGAAGCAGAGAGGAAGAAGCUGGAGGAGGAGAAGCAAAAGGUCGAGGCCCUCACCCGAGAAAAAGAAGACCAGCAAGUUGAAGUCGGUCGGCUGCAGGCAGCGCUGGAGGCUCUCGAACGCCGCGAGGAGGAGCAGCGCGCGGCGUCGCAGCAAGCUGCGGAGGCUGCAGUUGCGGCGGUCGUAGACAAUCUGAAGGCUCAGACGGCUACGUUGCGGGGACAAUUUGAAGAAGCCGAGAAGAAGCGAGAAGAAGCCGAACGCUGCUACAAACGCGAACGCGAGUCGCGCGCCGAGGACGUUCGCAGAGCAGACGACGUCCACAAGGAGGUCCGGGUGCUCCGAGAGAAGAAGAGAAAACUGCAAGAAGAAAAAGAAGAGAAAGAAGAAGCCUGGAGAAGAGAAAGACUGGAAGCUGAGGAGGAGCUUUCGGCACUGCGCCAGCAGAACAAGGCUUUGCUGCGAGACGUCGAGCGUCUCAAGAUCGACUGCAAGAACUUGAAUGAGAAGAUCGUGAAAAACACUGCGGCGACAGCUGCGCCUGCCUCCGAUUCUGGGUCAGACGCACUCGAUUCGACAGCGACGCUCCUGAAAGUUCGCCUGGAGGAGGCGAGCGUGAUGCGCGUAACGAUGGAGGAAGAACUGCAUGCGGCGCGCCUGGAUAUCGCGCGGAAGGAAGUGGAAAUUCGCGUGCUGAAGAAGCAAGUUGAGGAAGGCCGUGCGCAACGCCGCGCCGAGGAAAAGCGGAUGGAGGAGCUCGAGGGCGAGCUCCAGACGAACCAGAUGAACCAAACCUUGCUGGGAAAGAUUCCGACGCUCGAACUCGACAACGAACGCCUCCGGAAGGAGCUGGAAGCGGCGCACGAGCUGCAGAGAAAACAGCAGCAGGAACUCCAGCAGCAGAGACAGCAGCUGCAGCCGCUUCUGUUGCAGACUCGGCAGAAGGAGGCAGCGUUGGAGGCGGCAGAGACGCAGAGGAAGAGCCUCGCCGCGGAAGCGGAAGAAUGGAAACAAAACUACCAGAAAAUGAUCAAAAAGUUCCAAGGGGUGGACAAGAACAAGGUCGAGCAAAUGAGGGGAGAGAACGAGCGUCUCCAGCAGCAGCUGCAGGCGAUAGGAGCGGAGAGAGCCUCGCUCACAACCUCCCUGAAGGAAUGUCAAGGCCGGCAGGCAGAGUUGGAAUCCGCGUUGCAGCGUCAGCAGCAGCUGUCUCGUCAGCAGGCUCAGCAGUUUCAGCAGCUGCAGGAGAAGGCAGCGCGGGAACAGAGUGCGUUGCAGCAGCAGCUCGCGCGUCAGUCGCAGGCGUCUGCUGACGCGCCGCGUUUGCUCGAACAGGAGCGCAGGAGCAACGCACUGUUGCGGCAGCGGGUCGAGAGGCAGGAGGCGCUUUUGAAGCAGGCGCAAGCUGCGUCGAACAAGUCGUUAUCUCCUCAAGUGGCCGCGGCGGUGGGGCGCGUGGCGCGCGUCGGAGUCGUGGCAGUCGCGACGGCGGGGCAGGCUUUGGAGGCGACGAAGGCGGCGACUUUGGCGGCGCAGGAACAGCAGAAAAUGCGGAGUGUGCUGGACGCGGCUGCGGCGCAGGCCCAGAAGGAGAUCGCGCAGCUCCAGCAGCAGCGCCAGCAGCAAGACAAGGCGCUGGCCAUGUCGGAAGGGCGCGUCAGACAGCUCGAGGCGGAAAAGCGGCAGACGGAGGCCGAGCGCGACUCGCUGCUUCGACAGACGGCUGAGCAGGAACACCUGCUCCAGCAGCACGCGCAAGCGACCGAGACCCAACAGCGAGAAAUGGAGCGCCUCGCAGCAGAGCUGCAACUCGCCAGAGCGCAGCUCCGAGAGAUCCGCGAAGACAGAGAGAGAGAAGGCGAGAGAGAACAAGAGAGAGAACAAGAGAGAGAACAAGAGAGAGACGAAGAGGGAGAGAGGGAGGAACGAGACGGAGAGAGGGAGGAACGAGACGGAGAGAGGGAAGAACGAGACGGAGAGAGAGAAGAACGAGACGGAGAGAGAGAAGAAGAAGUGAGUGCUGCUCUUCUUGAGAAUCAAGAGGAAGUGGAGAUGGGAGAAGGCGUGCAAGAAGUAGACGGUGAGGAAGAAGGAUCAGCUGAGACUUCGUUGGGGCACGACUCGCGACGAGAGGAAGAGGACCAGGAUCCCCAUGCCCACAUUGAAGAGCUGGAGCGGGGAGGCGCAUCAGAGACACCACCAGCCCUGACGUUGGGAGAAGACGAGGCUGCGCGAGAGGAGGAUCACGCUGCCUCUGGCGACAUGCGAGAAGACGCGACCCUCAGUGCUUCUGACGGCGCGGAAGGUGUCCCUGGGCAGACUGGGCGCGAAGCCGGAGGCCAGGAAGAGGAUGGUGGUGCGCUGCCUCUGUCGCAAGAGCACGAAGAAAGAGUCGAGGAGGGCGUGCCCGAGUCGCCUGCCGAAGCGGUCGCUGCGGGGUCUGCAGAAGAGGGAACCGAAAUGGAAGGCGAGUUCCACGAAGCGCUGCCUCACUUGCCUGGAGUCGCCGAAGUCGAAGCGUCUCACGAGGGACUCGAGGCCGAGAAAGACGGCGAGUCUCCUUUCCAGGGAAACGCGAUUCCCACUGAUCUUCACGGCGCGCAGGACGAAGGCGCCGAGACAGGAGAGACGCCAGAAGUCGAGGGCGAAGGCGGGAUGCGAGAGGGCCUCGACGAAGAGACAGGGGAGAAGGAGGAGGAAAUGGCCCAGUAG